GAAGCCCCGCCCCCGGCGGCGGCGGGCGGCGCUGCGGUUGGGCGGCGGCGCUGCCGCUCAGCGCGGGGUCGGGGGUCAGAGUGCGGGCGUUUCAGAUGCCUCUGGAUGUUCAAUGAUAGCAUUUCUCCAUACUGGAGCAGCAAAGUUUCCCCAAAACUUACUUUCAAGGUCAAGACAAGCUGUGUCCUCCCUCUUCCCAGCUGGUGUUCUCAAAGGGUUCAGCUCCAUCGUAAACAGGAAACUGGCGUCCCACGGCUUUGGAGCUUCCAUGGCAGCAAUGUCAUCCUUCCCUCCACAGAGAUAUCACUACUUCUUAGUGCUGGAUUUUGAGGCUACAUGUGAUAAACCGCAGAUUCAUCCUCAGGAAAUCAUCGAAUUCCCUAUCCUGAAGCUGAAUGGCAGGACGAUGGAGAUCGAAUCCACCUUUCACAUGUAUGUUCAGCCUGUGGUGCAUCCCCAGCUUACGCCCUUCUGUACAGAGCUGACUGGGAUUAUUCAAGGCAUGGUGGAUGGGCAGCCGAGCCUCCAGCAAGUGCUUGAGCGGGUUGACGAGUGGAUGGCAAAGGAAGGCCUCUUAGAUCCCAGCGUCAAGUCGAUUUUUGUGACCUGUGGAGACUGGGAUUUGAAAGUGAUGUUACCAGGACAAUGCCAGUACUUAGGGCUGCCGGUUGCUGAUUACUUCAAACAGUGGAUUAAUCUGAAAAAGGCGUACAGCUUUGCCAUGGGGAGUUGGCCAAAGAACGGGCUCUUAGACAUGAACAAAGGACUGAACCUACAGCACAUAGGGAGGCCUCACAGCGGGAUAGAUGACUGCAAGAACAUUGCCAAUAUCAUGAAGACACUGGCCCAUAGAGGCUUCAUCUUCAAGCAGACCUCCAAACCUUUUUGAUCCCCGAGGCAAGCCAGGCAAGGGCUGCAUGCGCCCGGUGCCGGCCAGGCGGGGAGGACGGGCUCCAGCAUUAAAAAAAAACCGGCAACCGAGGCCAGAGGAACCGACACAAAAAAAAUCUCAAUUUCAGCUGUUAACUCCAGUAGAGGUUGUAUAUAUGGAAAGGCAAAUCUGUGUAGACCUGAUGUGACUCCCUCUCUGGGCUGCUCCGGACAUUAUGCCAUGCUAGCGGACAGCCGCGUAGGGCGCUUGCACCACAUUUUAGACUUGUAGUUCGUUCUUUUUCUUUGGCUCCUGAUUUCCGUCCCUCCCUCCAUAUCCCACCCCGUCCUCCCUCUCCCACCCCGUAGCCAGAGCAUCCCCCAUCUCCACCCUGGCAUGGGCCAUACCCACCUUCCUUCCCUUCUUCUUUCUCUUCUCUGGUUUUAUGUUUUCAGGCCUCGUGGCUGCUGCAGCGAUGCCGGUGUGUGCCUGCACUCGGGCAGCAUUCGCGGAGGCUCAGCGUGUCGAGACGGCCCCUCGCCCUCCCCGCCAGCUCCCCCCGCCUCUCCCCUGAGCGCCUUUUCCCCUUUUUGAGUCAACACUAACCCCUCUCUGACUCCUGUAUGUGACAAACGCGAUCCGUCUCUUUAUGUUCAAGGUGAAGUGCCUGUAUUCUCCGCUGCAGAGCCCCUGGCAGCCCCACGGUGGGCUGCAGGGCCCCGGAGGGCUCCCUUCAGUGAGGCAGGGGCCCAGCGGACAGGCGGGCGGCAGGAGGGAGGUGACAGUGUCCGCAUGGAGCCCCGUCCCGUCCCCGUUCCGUCUGCUCGUGCCUCUCGCGGGGCUGGGCGGGGUGCCCAGCCCUGCCUCGUCCCCGCCGCUCAGUUCCAGCUCCGUGGGGGACAGGCCCGCCACAGCACCGUGUCCGUGUCCGUGUCCGGUGGUGGACGAGCCAGCGCGCGCUGGCCCCCGGCCCAAGGUACCUGAGCAGGGGAGCCGCAAAUCGCCCCAGGCCCCGGAGCGAGCUCCCCGCAACCUCCCUCGGUUCCCGAGCUGAGGCUCAGCCCCCCCGUGCCGUGCCCCUCACAGGUCCCGGACGCUCAGCAGCAGCUGGCUUGUUGCCUGAGAGAGUUGCCGAGCACAUCCCCUGCGGCUGGGUGGGCUCCCGGCUGGCCAGGGCGGUUGGGGGGAGCCGCGGGGUGGGCUGAGGGCGCACAUCCUCUCGGUGUCACCCAGCCCCGGGGCCCUGCUGAACGGAGCCCUCGUCCGGGCAUGACCUGCAGGGAGGCUGCAGCCCCAGGCCCGUGCGUGCAUGGCCUGGAGCGAAGCCGGUGACGGCAGCCAGAAGGGCAAUACAGGCACUGAACUUGGCGGUACAUGACUGCAUGGUGUGUGGUGUUCCAGUUAAACCAACCGAUAAUGCAACCCCAGCAUUUUCAUUGUCUAGUUAUUCCAAUCCUUGCUGUAAAUGUGCCACAUGAAUAAAGUUUGGGGGUAAAGGAG
Molecule: messenger RNA, 2371 nt
Organism: Oenanthe melanoleuca
Lineage: Eukaryota; Metazoa; Chordata; Aves; Passeriformes; Muscicapidae
Gene: ERI3
Product: ERI1 exoribonuclease family member 3
Exons: 8
Coding region: 113-889 (258 amino acids)
Biological process (GO): exonucleolytic trimming to generate mature 3'-end of 5.8S rRNA from tricistronic rRNA transcript (SSU-rRNA, 5.8S rRNA, LSU-rRNA)
Molecular function (GO): nucleic acid binding; 3'-5'-RNA exonuclease activity
Source: RefSeq, a predicted model, not a curated record